AAAAUCAAGAAGCUCCUUGAGCAACUGGAAGAUGUUCUUGUUAUGGCUGCCAACGACAUGGGUGAUGUUGAGAUCCUGUCCUCUCCAAACCUCAAGCAGGACAAGUGGGCAAUUAUGCAGGACUCCCAGGAAACCUUCAAACAAUAUCUAGAGGUACCCGCGGCGGCUAGGCUAGGCGCCGGGCAGUCUCUCAAAGGUCGAUCCCAACUGAAGAAAUCCCUUCAUCCACCAGGUCUGCAGACCUCUCUCCCUGAAGGUUCAGUCAGUUAUGUCACUCCACGACCGGCUAAGCGACAACGGUCCAGGACACUCAAUGGCCUACGUACUAGUCUUCCAGUCACCAUUCCCGUUCGUCAGCCUCGUGAUCGAAGAUCCAGGCGUCCAUCUGUCAACCCAGCAUCUCUCCUUCAAGUUGAGGUUCAGGAGACGGAGCAGUUGGAGAAGUGGUUUCGCGAGGCCUUCUUGACAAUGCAACAAGUAGCCUGCAGGCUAGUUGCCAAAGUGUGGAUUAAGAAAAUCCACCCCAAGAAGCAAUCCACACACCCUUACAAUGGAGGCAUGCCGCGUGACCAGCCGCCAGAUUCAAAUCGGACCAGACCUCCAUACUGGCCAAUCGGUGUUAUCCACAGAGAGCCAGACCAUAUUGGGCGCGAUGACAGGGUGAAUCUGCUUGUCUGUCUGAUCAUGCACACUCCUCAGCCCAUCAUACUCAAUCCUGCUGAUCCAGAAAGCCAGCUUGUGGUACCUGCAACUGAACUGUUAGACUGCUUGGAAGAAAAAAGGGGCGAACUCAAGGAUGGCCCCUACGAGAUAGUCAAGGAAGUGAUUCGCGUAAGGCACAAUAUGGAGCGCUUUGAAUGUGGUGAAAUAGAUGGUGACAAUGUCGUGUUCCUGCCCGAUUACAGUGAUCGUUCGACAUCGGCACAGCUUGAUUCUGAGACCGAGUUGAGUUCUGCUGAUGGGCAUGGUCAUGGGAUAAAGAGUGAGGGCUCUGCCGGUGAUGAAAUGGGUGACGAGCAUACGCUCACUCCAGAAUCAUCCACAUUGCAUUCCCCAGUUGAAAAUCCUCGUGGGGAUGAUCGGUCGUUGGGCAGUAGACCUCGACGAUCCGCAACCACCGAAAAAGCUCGAAGCAGGUUAACUGCCACGCAACGAAGUCGACCCUCAUUGAGUGCUGCUGGUCAGCUCCCCUCAGUGGUGAUUCCUCGAGGUCCUCAAGAAAGCCUGAUCGACAUGGCAAUGGGGAUGGGGAGGUUCGAAUGUAACAUGGACGCCACGAUGCAGGAUGCCAUGAUAGAUCAACCUGGAGGUGACAUCCACCAAAUACAUGCUCAAACUCCAAUGAUGCUUGGGAUGAACCAGGAACUACCAACUGAGCUUUCAAUGGUGCCUGACAGUUUCGAUCAAGAUGUCAACGCUUCUGCUCAUGAAGUUGUGCUGACUGACCAUCGAAGCCCCCAUGACAUGAUGGAUGGUAUUUCACACGCCAUGCAAAGUCAGAGCGGCGUGAAUUAUCAAGCCUGGCUCCCAGCACUCUCCAACAUAUCACCAGGACCAUCACACAGCAUGUUUGGCAUGGCUUCGCACAUACCUAUCCAAGCACAAGAGCUGCAGCAUGGUUAUUUUGACCCGUCACCAGCGGACCUAGUUGGUGGAAUUCAAAGCAGUCUUCCCUUGAUGAAUCCUUCGGCAUCAUAUCAGCAUGUCAGUCACCACCUCAAUCGAACCCUGCCAGUUCGUGGUAUGAGCGAAUCGCAUACCAGAAUGAUCCCACCUACCGAACAUAAUCUGGAUGCAUCAACCGGCAGCGCCCCCUACUAUCACAUGUGA
This is a messenger RNA of Exophiala aquamarina CBS 119918, 1830 nucleotides long. RefSeq lists its product as uncharacterized. Lineage: Eukaryota; Fungi; Ascomycota; Eurotiomycetes; Chaetothyriales; Herpotrichiellaceae. The coding region runs from base 43 to 1830 and encodes 595 amino acids. The transcript is spliced from 6 exons. The record is from RefSeq and is a predicted model, not a curated record.